AGAGCGCAGCUGAAUGGAGGCAGCCUCUUCCUGGUGGAUAAACAGUGACAGCUACAGGGCAGCCACCGAGACCCAGCGCACAGGCUCUGGCGCUGCCCUGGCAAACAACACCAAAAUGGCUUCAGACAGUGCACACACCGCGCAGUUGACUUCUGAGCUGUACUUCCUAAUAGCCCGGUUCCUAGAGGCUGGACCGUGUCAGAAAGCGGCCGAGACCCUGAUCAGGGAGGUGGAGGAGAAGGAGCUGCUGCCCAAAAGACUGGACUGGACGGGGCAGGAGCACCCCGGGACCUACGAAAAAUUGGUGAAGCUCAACCAACACAUCAGUCCAGAGCACCUGCUGCAGGUCUGCUCUCGAGUUUGUCCGCUGCUGGAGGGGGAGGUCCCUGCCAGCGUGCCCGGACUCAUCAGCCUUCUGGGAGCCGGCAGGCAGAAUCUGCUCCGCACCAGCAAGAGUUGCAAGCAUGUUGUGUGGAAGGGCUCAGCACUGGCUGCCCUUCACUGCGGACGACCACCGGAGCCGCCAAUUAUCUAUGGAAGCCCACCUAAUAUUGUGGAGACAAGCUUCAGCCGUCGACUAAACGGAUCCUACCGUCUCCGGCAGCUGUUGCCCACUGCCGUGUACCAGCACAUGAAGAUGCACAAGAGGAUCCUGGGACACCUGUCGUCCGUGUACUGUGUCACCUUCGACAGGACGGGACGACGCAUCUUCACGGGCUCAGACGACUGCCUUGUGAAGAUCUGGGGGACAGACAGCGGACGUCUGCUGGCGACGCUGCGUGGCCACGCCGCCGAGAUCUCCGACAUGGCCGUGAGCUACGAGAACACCAUGAUCGCCGCAGGUUCCUGUGACAAGACCAUCAGAGUGUGGUGCUUACAGACCUGUGCCCCUUUGGCCGUCCUGGAGGGACAUGCAGCAUCUAUCACCUCACUACAGUUCUCUCCUCUCUGUUGUGGCUCCAAGCGUUACCUGUCGUCCACCGGAGCUGACGGAACCAUCUGCUUCUGGCAGUGGGACGCGCGCACGCUCAAGUUCGGCCAGAGACCCAGUAAAUUCACGGAGCGCUCCAGGCCUGGUGUCCAGAUGAUCUGCUCCUCCUUCAGUGCAGGUGGGAUGUUCCUCUCCACAGGAAGCACGGAUCACAUCAUCAGGGUGUACUACUUUGGCUCAGGCCAGCCAGAGAAGAUCUCUGAACUUGAGUCGCAUACAGACAAAGUCGACAGCAUCCAGUUUUCACAUUGCAGUGACAGGUUUGUGAGCGGCAGCAGGGAUGGUACAGCACGAAUCUGGCAGCUGCAGCCUCAGGGCUGGAGAAGCAUUCUGCUGGACAUGCAGACCAAAUUACCCGGGAAGUACAACCCUCCUCCACUGGAAGACAAGGUGACCAAGCUGAAGGUCACCAUGGUAGCGUGGGAUCGCCACGACGGCACGGUGAUCACAGCAGCCAACAAUCUGACGCUGAAGGUGUGGAACUCCACAACGGGAAACCUGGUCCAUGUCCUUAUGGGUCACGAGGAUGAGGUGUUCGUUCUGGAGCCACACCCCUUUGAUCCCAGAAUCCUGUUCUCAGCGGGGCAUGAUGGGAACUGUAUUGUGUGGGACCUGGCCAAAGGGGCCAAGAUCCGGUCCUACUUCAACAUGAUUGAGGGCCAAGGACACGGGGCAUUGUUUGACUGUAAAUGUAGUCCAGAUGGGCAGCAUUUCGCAGCCACAGACUCCCAUGGACACCUGCUCAUCUUUGGCUUUGGCUCCAGCAGCAAGUACGACAAGAUCGCGGACCAGAUGUUCUUCCAUACCGACUAUCGGCCGUUGAUCCGAGACGCCAACAAUUACGUCCUGGAUGAGCAGACACAGCAGGCCCCACACUUAAUGCCCCCUCCCUUCCUGGUGGACGUAGAUGGAAACCCCCACCCCCCUAGAUACCAGCGGCUGGUGCCCGGCAGAGAGGGCUGCAGGAACGAACAUCUGAUCCCACAGAUGGGUGUCACUUCCUCAGGCCUGAACCAGGUGGUGAGCGAGCAGGCGGUGGAUGGUUCAAGUCCUCUGGACACGAUGAUUCAGAGGCUGCAGCAGGAACAAGACCAAAGACGGGGAACAAAUGAUGCCCCUGCUCCGGGUGCUGUGAACAGCAUGGCCAGUAGAGGAUCGGUGGGUUCGCCGAUGGAGGUGCACUCCCCACCCAACGUGGGUCUACGGCGCAGCGGCCAGAUCGAGGGUGUACGCCAGAUGCACAGCAACGCCCCGCGCAGCCAGAUGGCCACAGAGGGAGACCUGGUGGCCUGGAGCCGCAGGGUGCUGGUACCUGAGCUGGAGGACGCUUCUGUCGGGAGGCAGAUAACCUGGCGUGAGGCUAAAGGGGAGGAGGAAAUCAAUAUUUAUCAGUCAGAGAGGAGGAGACGCACCAUCCACUCUCUCCCCAAGGAGAGCAGGGUUCAUCCCACAUCUGAGUGUGUCGUAGACGAGGGGAGGAAGAGUCAGGGUAACCAUGGUUAUCAAACCCGUGCUGCCAUGGAGGAGACGAGUCGGCAGAGCGCUGAGGGCGCAGACGACGAUGACAGCACCUCAGAGGGAGAGGGUGAGGUACGUCAAAUCAACGGCCAUUCCUCAGAGGAGGAGAAGGAGGAGGAGCCAAAAGAGCCCUGGCCAGAUGACCACAGUAGUUCAAGCGACUACUCCAGCGAUUACUCGGACUGGACGGCAGAUGCGGGCAUCAACCUUGAACCGCCCAAGAAGAGCGUUAGGGUAAAAAAGAAGAGCAGCAGCUCUGAGGAGGACGGAGAGAAGAAGAGGGAUGGGAAGAAGGAGAGGAAGAAAGACAAACCAGACAAAGACGACGCGUUACCAAAGAAGAAGCAGCCAAAGGAAAAGAGAAAGAGGACUGAGUCCGAGGAGCAGGGCCUGACGCUGGAGGAGUGGCUUCCCUCUGCUUGGAUCACAGACACGGUCCCCCGGAGAUGUCCUUACAUACCCCAGAUGGGAGACGAGAUAUACUACUUCCGACAGGGACAUGAAGCCUAUGUGGAGAUGGCCAAACAGAAGAAGAUUUACAGCAUCAAUCCUAAGAAGCAGGCGUGGCAUAAGAUGGAGCUUCGGGAGCAGGAGUUGAUGAAGAUAGUUGGCAUCAAGUACGAGGUUGGCCUACCCACACUGUGCUGUCUUAAACUUUCCUUCCUGGACCCUGACACCGGCAAACUCACCGGAGGAUCCUUCUCAUUGAAAUACCACGACAUGCCUGAUGUAAUCGACUUCCUGGUGUUGCGGCCGCAGUAUGACAAUGCCAGAAAUAGACAGUGGAGUAUAGCUAAACAUCCCUGUGAUGUCUGUGUAGGUGACAGGUUUCGGUCAGUGAUAGAUGAUGCCUGGUGGUUUGGGACCAUUGAGAGCCAGGAGCCCUACCAGACCCAGUAUCCUGACAGCCUGUUCCAGUGCUAUAAUGUCUGCUGGGACAAUGGAGACACGGAGAAGAUGAGUCCCUGGGAUAUGGAGAUGAUCCCUGAUGACGCCACGUUCCCCGACGAGUUGGGCCUGAGCGUCCCCCUGGUAGAAGACGAGCAGAAGGAGCUGCUUUACGUCCCUAUGGAAGGAGAAUGGGGCUCACACACACGCAUAGAGGAGUGUGAACGCAUCAUCAAAGCCAUCGACCAGCUCUGCACGCUCGAUGUAGCGGCGCCAUUUGCCUUUCCAGUGGACCACCAGGCCUACCCCACGUACUGCACAGUAGUGGCCUAUGUCACUGACCUCAGCACUAUGCGCGAAAGGCUGGUGAACCGCUUCUACAGGCGACUCUCCUCUCUGAUGUGGGAGGUUCGUUACAUUGAACACAACGCGCAAACCUUCAACGAGCCUGGAUCCUUCAUCGUCACUACCGCCAAGUUCGUCUCUGACCUCAUGCUGCAAUUUAUUAAGGAUCAAAGUCUGACCGACCUCAUGCCCCUGUACAGAACUAUGAAGAAGGCAACUUUCUCUGACUCUGAAGACGAGGAUGAGGAGGAGGAGGAUGAAGAUUCUAAUACUCCUGGAACGUCCACACGAAACUAUAAGGGACGUCCACCGAUGCAGCGCCGACUGCGAACCCGACCUCCUUCCUACGACCCUCAUGCAUGGAGGGGGCGCUGUAAGGAGCUGCUGGACCUGCUCUUUCAGUGUGAAGACUCGGAGCCCUUCAGAGAACCAGUCGACCUACAGGAAUACCCGGAUUACCUGCAAAUAGUUGAGUCUCCAAUGGACUUCGGAACCGUAAUCAACACGCUAUCAGAAGGAAAGUACCAGUCUCCCAUCCAGCUCUGCAAAGACGUGCGGCUCAUUUUCAGCAAUUCCAAAGCGUAUACGCCCAGUAAGAAGUCACGGAUCUACAGCAUGAGUCUGAGGCUUUCUGCUCUGUUUGAGGAGCAUGUCAGCUCCAUCUUGGCCGACUACAAGGCCAUCCACGGCCUGACAGGAAAACUGACCAGACAGGGCACGGACAGACAGACGCGACACACGACAGACAGACAGACGAGGCACGUCAUGAAGAGGAGGAGGAGGAGCGAGUCUCCCACAAGCAGCACUGCAUCCAGCCCAGAAAGGAAGAGACGUGUAUCGUCUAGGGUGACGGCAAAAAGGGAGCCGUCACCACCUCCACCACGCAGCUCCUCCCUGAGACAGAGCGUUCCACAGAAGCAGCCGCCCCAGCUGGUCAACGGGAAGCCGGAUACACAGGCUGCCGGGCGAACACGCAGCGCAGCACGCCAUUCUCCGCCCGCUGCCUCCUCAUCGCAUAAUUCCACGAGCAACAAAACAGAGUCAACGCGUUCGCUGAGGACUCACCACUCCGUGUCAGCUUCAACGCCACCGGUCUCUGAAAAGGCGACUCCCACUCCAGCUGCAGAAGGUAGCAUUGGAGGAAGCACCCGGCGGAAACUCAGGACACCUGUACGACACACGCCUGGCUCUAUUGUCAGCCCUUCAUCUCAGAACACAACCCACCUGAAUGGUCACAGUAGUCAUGUGACCCUUGGCAUGGGGAAGAGAGGGCGGAAGUCCAGAAUAGACCCACCGGUGAGUCCUCCAGAGGUCACAACUCCGGCGAGCCCCUCUAGACCUCAAGAUCGCUCCCCUGGCAAGAAGCGAGGCCGGAAGAGCAAGCAGGAGCUGGAGGAGAUGAGAAAGAGCAGUAACCGCAGGAGCUCCACCCCCGAUGAGGAGCUCGACAACUCCACAGAAGACGAAGGCGGGGCCUCUUCUGCACAGGAAACAUCUGUGGUGUCAGACUCUGGCGUGCCAUCGGCGCCUAGACGGCGCGGCCGUCCCCGAUUGGUACGAACUGAUGGAUCAACUCCUCCCACAGAGUCACCGGAGCCCUCACCACUGAGGAGGAGCAGCAGAAGAGCCAAUGAGGAGGUGACCGCUCCUCCACAGACCGCCCCUCAACGAUCCAAUCGCAGGGAGUCUCCAAAGGAGGAGGAAGGUGAUGGUGAUGGUGAAGGCGGGUCCAUGCGCACACGUAACCAGGGGCGGCGGUCAGCCUUUUACAUGGAGGAGGACUCUGAGGAGGAGCAGAGGCAGCUGCUGUUUGAGGACUCGUCGAUCACCUUCGGCACCUCCUCGAAGGGACGCGUCCGCAAGCUGACAGAGAAGGCCAAAGCCAACCUGAUUGGCUGGUAACAGAACACACAUGCAGGAUGUGAGGAGGAGGCCGACUGCCAUGACGUCUUUGCAGUUGAUGAGUAGGGGGCUAUCUAGGAAGUCACGUUGCUGUUGUAUGCAUUUCUGUGCACGUACGUGUGUGUGUGUAUCUGAACGGCCACUGGCUCAGCUGCUGCUAUUUGAAGCUGUGACUCGGAGAGACACAACAGCACAGUGGUCUGUCCAAUUCUACUUCCUCUCAGCCCAGUGAGCACAUCGUUAUGGCAACCAGUUGCUUUCAGCAUGUUCUUCUGGUCGAGCUCCUCUGACGUUACUGGUCCAUGUUGGAUCUGAUAAGACGCUCGUCGACUCCCGUGUCGGUGGAGCUGUGACCUGCCUCUGUCCAGUGAUCGACUCUUUGCCCCGGUCUCACCUGAAACACUUGUGGGUGUAACGGACUGGACGGAGUUUAGUACUUGAAAAGGUCUCGAAGCGAUGGAUGCGUCUCGUCUCUUUACUAUUUCAGAGAAACUUUUCAAGUGUCUCAGCCAGGAGGAAAAAAAGUCGCCUGCUGAAUUCAAAUUGUUCGGUCUGUGAUGGACGACAGACCGAGCACCGGCUGACAACAUCUUUCGGCCCUGUCAUCAUUGUUCCUGUUCUUUUUUUUCUUUUAUACAACCCUUUCUUGGCUUUUUCUAAGAUUUGUACGUAACGAUCGGCUCUCUGUUUUGGAAGUCUUACACAUCGGCUGACCUGAGCGUGUCUGUCUGUGCUAAAAUACCAAAUGGUGUACCUGCAUAGGUACUGUAGAUCCGCAGGCUCUGUUUACUAUUGGGGUGUGUGUGUGUGAGUCUUGUUUUGCAUGUUAGAAAGAGGAGGCAUCACUUUUUUUCCCAGAAGCUGUUUUUACUGUGAGGAGGUGAAUAAGGAUGCAAGGGUGAAAGGGUUCAUUUUAGAUCACGUUUCAAUGCGUCCUCAACAUUAGCAAUACCUUGUGCCUUUAUGUCUUUGGAGUGUGUGCGUGCGUGUGUGCGUGUGUGUAUGAGCGUGCUUGGCCUCUGACCUGCAAAGUACAUGUCCCUGUAUGUGUGUGAACCUAUGGUGUGUGCGCAACUGAAGGAGUGUGUGUUUCUAUAACACAACUGAGUGUGUCACUUCCACCUUCAGUGUACAAACAGUGGCAUACAAUUUGAUCGUUGUGAAACCUCUCAAAGAAAAUGUAUAGCAGUUUGAAAAAAAAGAAGACUUUACUCUUGUUGUGAACAUACCAUUAUUCAUGUCAGUAUAUUAUCCUAUAACCAACCUAUUGUCAGUUUAUACCUAAGGUACAGUGAGCGGAGCUUUGGGUGACUAGCUUUGAGAUGCACUUACCACAGAGCGGUUAUCAAUGCAGUCAUAGGGAGUGAGUAACCCUGUGUAUUUUAAAACUGUUAACAUAUAAAAAAUAACUUUUUAAAAGGUUGAUAUGUCUCUAUGGUGAUCACACACGUGCGUGCACACACACACACACACAUACACACACACACACACACAAUUAUGUCUCGCAUGUUUUAGCACUUUCUCAUCAACUGGAUGGAGCCAGAUCGAACCGAUGUGGACUGAAUUUGGAUGGAAAGAGAGAGAGAAAGAGAGAGAGAAAGACAAGUCUUGCAUCUUUCUGAUGGUGUGCCUUCGCUACUCUGGCAUAAUAUCCUCGCUUUCUCCUUUUUGGGGCCUUUUUGUCUUUGCUUUCGUAAUUCUCUCCCCCCCCCCGGACUUCCCGGUUCCGCUCGUUGCCGGGUUCAGUGAAUCACACUGGACCUGCAGGCAGGUGUAGGAGGCGGAGGAAAGUCAGAAAAAUGAACAGUCAUACAGGAGACAAACAUAUUAUGUCUCUCUCUCUCUCUCUGUGGACACUGAAUGGACUGAAUUUCUACAGAUGGCUUCAUCUGCUCCACUUGUAACAUAAUUUCUGUUUCCUCCCCAGCACAGAACAAGUGAAUGCUGAAAUGUGACACUUGUGGGGGUUGACUGGGGGAAACUUGGUGGUAGCAUCUCCACACAUCUGAUUCAUUUCACGUCUUCCCUGUCACAUAUUAUUCAACGUAUAUCUCAUCUGCUUAUCAUUGUUUCUGUUGAUGCCAAAUUCUGUGUUUGGGCACUGAACUUUUAGAACAAGGCUUUUGAAUGUUUUUAGUUUAACUGUCUCUACUGUGAUUGUGUCGAGCUCGUGUGUCAAAGGUUUCUUCGACUGUGUCCACUCCAUAGAGGACAAUGUUGAAGUGGCUGGAUCUGUGGAUUGAUACCGCUGGACUGGUUGUUCUACACUCUGCAGCAAUUAUCUGACGUUCAAAACUUACAUUUUAUUAUUUUCCGGUCACGUUUCACUGACACUUUGUUUAUAUUGUGUAUAUGAAGAGCUUUAUUCCAUGACCUACAACGGAGACAUUGUCUCCCAUGACUCUUUACAUCAAAGUUAAUGUUAUUAUUGUUUUUGUUUUUUUGUUUUUUAAUUUAGGAAGCUAAUCAAUUUGCCCAUAAAAGUAUUUCCUUUGUGGGCAGUAAUUUUGUUGAUUUUAAGUGUUCGUUAAUGACUGUCAUCAUAAAAUCGAUCUAUUGUCUCCUCAUAGGUAAAUAAGAUAUAUGCAGAAUUUAUCAUGAUGAUUAGAGUUUGGAACAAAAUUUUCUACACAGGCUUCUCAAAGCUGAAAUAUGAGCUCACUUGUAAACAUGUUUACAUGCGCAGGUCUGCAGUUUAUAAACACAGCUCAUGAGAAUCCCAGAUGUUUGAGGAUAUUGACAAGUAUCUAGACAUUAAGUAAUUAGCCAUGAUUUGUUUUGGCUUUGGCCUGCUAUGUAAGAAAAUGUAUCCCAUGUUAAUAAUGAGAUAAGGAGGGAUGAGCAGUAUUUAUCUGCUAAAUCCCAAUGAAAUUCAGUCAAAUUAUGAAAGAGUUCAUCAUAUGAAAAUGGACAUUGUACUUUUUUAGUCUACUGCCGUCUGCUCCUUUGAAUCAAAGCGCCCACAUUGCCUGUAUUUUUUGAAAAGUAAAACUAAAAGAGCUGAUUGAGUGUUGCUGGUCAGGUGACCUGAACCAUGUUAGUGAUUAUGUAAAACCUCUAAUCAUUACAAAGGGGCCUUAAAAUCAAGUUCCUGGUUAUUAGCCAGAAAUGUUUUAUUAAUUUAUUCUUAUGCUCUCAGACACACAUGUAGUCUGUAGUCCUUCACAGAGUGGACCUCAUUAAGUUUUGGUGUCAGUGUUUUCAACCUUGACUUAGCUCCUCAGAUCAGCUCUCUUACUUUUACCAGACCCCCCCCCAGCUGUGUUUUGAUGCUAAUGUACACAUGCAUCCAUUCACCUCGGGCCUAUGCUAAAUGUGUGGCAGAGUUGUGCAGUUUCUGGCCUCUGACCAAGCCCCAGAGUCUUAGGUCAGAGGUUAAAGGUUAUAGUGUGUGUGCAUAUGUGUGUGUGUGUGUGUGUGUGUGUAUGAAGUGGUUGCAUGUGAGCCACUGGGAAGCAUUUUUGGGACGUUUUUUUAAGUUUUAAAGGGACGUGGGCUGGAAAAGAAGAGAACAGGAAGGGAAGGGGUCUAUUUCACACAAACUGAGUGACCAGGAUGUCUUUGUCAGUUUGGAUACUUUUUAUAUAUAAAAGAAUUCAUGCAAAAAAGAAGCAUAAAGCUAGAAUGUAUGUGUAGGAGAGUACUGCUGUCCUGUUAGUUAAUACCAAUAUUUUAAGUAAAUAAAAAGUUGUGUUUCCAUA
Messenger RNA from Pleuronectes platessa (European plaice), 9345 nucleotides. RefSeq names its product pleckstrin homology domain interacting protein (gene phip). Gene Ontology annotation, biological process: regulation of transcription by RNA polymerase II; cytoskeleton organization; regulation of cell shape. The record is from RefSeq and is a predicted model, not a curated record. Gene Ontology annotation, cellular component: nucleus. Lineage: Eukaryota; Metazoa; Chordata; Actinopteri; Pleuronectiformes; Pleuronectidae. Bases 14 to 5644 code for a protein of 1876 amino acids. Gene Ontology annotation, molecular function: protein binding. The transcript is spliced from 40 exons.